AUGUCUUUGGAAUAGGAGAGGAAGGUUUGUUAAAAACAUUAGAUGGAGAUAACAACAAUUGAUUUAAAGUAAUCAACGAGUAAGGAGGAGAAAUACCUUUGUAUAAAGUGUUUAAUAGAGAAGAUUGAUAUAUAAAAUAUGGUUUUGGUGGAUGAGACUAAAAUUAUGAUUAAGGAGAUGAAAAGUGAAUAAUAAACACUGAAAAUUAAGGAAAAUUAAAGAAGAAUAGAAACAUUUAAAUAAAUUCAAUGUUUGAUUAAAGAAUACAAAGUUUAAGUUGAGAAUGUUAUUGAAAAGAUAAUAAUUAAUAUUCAUUAGAAAAUAUAAUUAAUUGAAAAGGAUUUAGAAGAAUUAGAUUAAAAAUCUAAAAUUUAUAAAUUUGAAGAUGAAGUUGAAAUUCUAUCAUCAAAUUAUAAAGGAAGUUUUAAUUAUGAAAUUCCUAUAGAAUUUGAUAAAUUAGAAGAUGAUAAUCAAUUUUAUGAUUCUCUCUAAUCAAUGUUUUAAUCAUUUACAAAUAAUCACUCAUAUACAUAAGUUAUUGAUAUAUUAUAAUCGAAUCAAAAAAUUGAAAAGUCAAAGGAAAUUAAAGUAUCUAGUAUAUAAAAAGAGAAACAAUUAGAUAAAUCAGUAAUUAUUAUAUAUAUAUAUUAAUAUUUAGAAAACACCAUCUCUCAAUAUCAAAUGCAAUAAACAUGGAAAAGAAAUAAUAAUGUUGAAUUUAGAACCAAAUGAAACUUAAACUUCAAGAUUAGCAUGUGUUGAUUGUAUACAUUAUAAUAAUCCUAUUAAAUACACUUCAUUAUAAGAUGCAGGGAUUAAAUGGGAUGAAUUUAAAGGUAAAACUGAAGAUAAAAUUAAAUUAUUUUAAAAUCAAAGAUCACUUUAAUAAGAAAUGAUUAUAUAAAAUCUAAAGGAAAUGAGAGAAUAAUAUACAUUAAUAUUAAAUGAAUUGAUAGAUAAAUUGAAUAAUGAAUAAUAAUUAACUCAAUUAUUAUAAUUUAAUCAGUCAAAUCAAAUGGAUAUUUAUGAAUUCAAUUAAGAAUAAAUAGAUGAACUUACUUUAAUAUUAAGUAAAUAAGAUAAAUUUAAAGCUUUAUAAGAUUAAUAAAUUAAUAUUGAAAAAGAAGAUUAAAUUAAAUAUAAUUUAAUAAUUAAUAAUCUAAUGAGCUUAUUUGAAUUUGAAUUAUUAAAAAGAGAAGACAUCUUGAAGAUUUUCAAAAACGAUUAAUCUAUUUUAAAUACAAUCUAAAUUGAAGAUUCAAAAAUAAACAAUAUUUAGAUCUAAAAUAUGAAUCAAAUUCUAAGGAAAAUCUAAAAGUUUGAUGCUUAUCAUGGCAUUUUCAAUUAAGCCUUGAAUUUAUAUAAAUCUAUUAUCUAAAAUAUCUCUGAUUUAUCAAUUCAACAAUAAACUAUCAAUAAUGAAUAAUAAUUAAAUGAAGAAAAGAUUAUUGAAUCUAAUAUUGUAAUUAAUGAACAAUAUGAAGGAACAAUUUAGAAAUUCAUAAAAGAUACUAUAGAAAUUAAAAGACUUUUAAUGGUUGAUUAAUUGUAAUAAGAACUAAAAACUAAAUAAAAUGAAAUUGAUUCAAAUUCAUUAAAAAUUAUUUAAUUUUAAGACAAUUAAUCAAAAUUAGAAUCCUUAUUAAAUUCAUUAUAAUUCAAAUAUGAUGAUUCAAUUAAGUAAAAUGACAUUUUGAAUAAACAAAAUCAAUCUACUCUAAAUAAUUUAACUAAAACACAAGAAGAUUGUAAUAAUUGUAAUUUAUUAUAUUUUAUAUAUUUUAGAGAUUUCUUAAAUUACUAAUCUUAAUUAAUUAUUGAAAAAUAAAGAAAAUGAUAUUAAGAAACUUAAUAAAUAAUUAUAAGAUACAUUAGAUUAAUUGAAAUCGUUACAAAAAGAUUCUCAAGAUAUAACAUAUUUAUAAAGAUAGAUUUAAAUAGUAUGAUAUUAUAAAUCCUAUUAGUAGUAGUAAUUAGAUUAAUAUCCUUAAAGUUUAACAUUUUCAUAAUCAUUUAAACAUAAUAGUUGUUAAAUUUCAUAAAAUGGAAAGGUUGUUGUCGAAACUGCUAAUAAUGGUAAUUGGUUUUGUUGUAUUUGCGAUUAAAUGAUUCCAAAACAUGGAUUAGUUAAAUUUGCAUUUAAAAUAUUAGAUAAUAUUUAAGUAAUGUUAGGAAUAGGUUUUAGAGAUAUUAUAUAAAAGAAUAAUUAUCAAACUGCUUAUCGUAUUGGAAAAGGGUAUUUAUUAUAAUUAAGUAUCUUAUAAUAGAACAUAUUUUAUAUAUUAUGAUGGCAGAUGUUUCAAUCAUGAUUAAUAAGAUAAAGAUGAUAAAUAAUUAUCAUUUAAAUUCACCACAAAUGAUAUGAUAAUAAUGGAAGUUGAUAUUACAAAUAAGUAUAUUAAAUGGAUUAAGCAAUCAACAAAUGAAUCAUUCGUAAAUAUUCAACCCUAUAUUAAGACACUCAACAUAGACACAUCAUAAGAUCUUUAUCCAUGUGUGAAUUUAGGUUAUAAGUCAAAAGUAGAAAUACUAACAUUAUUCAACAAAUGA
This is a messenger RNA of Paramecium octaurelia, 2550 nucleotides long. NCBI's taxonomy places the organism in Eukaryota, Ciliophora, Oligohymenophorea, Peniculida, Parameciidae. The record is from the annotation of a GenBank genome assembly.